Molecule: messenger RNA, 294 nt
Organism: Spirodela intermedia
Lineage: Eukaryota; Viridiplantae; Streptophyta; Magnoliopsida; Alismatales; Araceae
Source: the annotation of a GenBank genome assembly
AUGCCGAAUGUUAGCGGUGCUUUGGCGGGAAGGUCAAGCAUCAGUGGCGCUUCGGCGGGAAGGCUGAGUGUUAGCGGUGCUUCGACAGGAAGACCGAGCGUCAGUGGCGUUUCGCCGGAAAUGCCGAACGUCAGCGGCGCUUCGACGGGAAGGCCGAGCAUCAGCGAUACUUCGGCGGGAAGGCUGAACGUCAGCGGUUGGGCAGAGACCCAAUCGUCGCCAGAAGGAUCGGCCCUCUCUGGUGGCGCCGGGAAGUGGAGCAGAGGAAGGAGACGAUCCGGCCGACGAUACUAG